Molecule: messenger RNA, 2569 nt
Organism: Sesamum indicum (sesame)
Lineage: Eukaryota; Viridiplantae; Streptophyta; Magnoliopsida; Lamiales; Pedaliaceae
Product: 30-kDa cleavage and polyadenylation specificity factor 30
Biological process (GO): mRNA splicing, via spliceosome; regulation of mRNA splicing, via spliceosome
Cellular component (GO): nucleoplasm
Molecular function (GO): N6-methyladenosine-containing RNA reader activity; mRNA binding; metal ion binding
Source: RefSeq, a predicted model, not a curated record
CCCCCCCCCUUGUAAACACCUAAAUCCCCCAUUUUUCUGCAAACUCCAAACCCCCCCCGCUUCACCCAAUUUUUGGUAAUUCUACACAUACAAGACGCACAUUUCUACAUUCUUACUGUUUGUGCAAAAUGGAUGAUGGAGAAGGGGGUUUAAGCUUUGAUUUUGAGGGUGGGCUGGACACGGGCCCCGCACAUCCCACUGCAUCCGUACCGGUAAUCCAAUCGUCAGCAGACGCGAAAACAGCAUCUGCCGCCUCCGGUAAUCCUAAUAACCCUUCCGCUGGACUCGUACCGGCAGCGCAGACGGCGGAAGGGAUGGGUGGAGGUGCCAGGCGGAGCUUCCGGCAGACGGUCUGCCGGCACUGGUUGCGAUCUCUGUGCAUGAAAGGGGAUGCCUGUGGGUUCCUUCAUCAGUACGACAAGUCUAGGAUGCCUGUUUGCCGAUUUUUUCGCCUAUACGGCGAGUGCCGCGAGCAGGACUGCGUCUACAAACAUACGAAUGAGGAUAUUAAAGAAUGCAAUAUGUAUAAAUUGGGAUUUUGUCCAAAUGGUCCUGAUUGUAGGUAUAGGCACGCGAAGCUGCCUGGACCUCCACCUCCUGUGGAAGAAGUCCUUCAGAAGAUUCAGCAAUUGACUUCAUACAACCAUGGAAACACUAACAAAUUUUUUCAAAACCGUAAUACUACUUACACCCAGCAGACAGAAAAAACCCAGCUUCCACAAGGGCCCAAUGGUGUAAAUCAAGCAGGAAAAACCAACCCAAUAGAGAGCAGUAACAUUAAUCAACAAGCACAAGUACAGCAGUCUCAGCAGCAGGGCAGCCAGGGUCAAAUACAGAAUACUCCUGGUGGCCAGCAAAAUCAAGCUAGUAGGACUGCUACACCCCUGCCCCAAGGAACAUCUAGGUACUUUGUGGUGAAAAGUUGCAACCGCGAGAAUCUGGAACUGUCCGUACAACAAGGAGUUUGGGCAACUCAGAGAAGCAACGAAGCUAAACUUAAUGAAGCUUUUGAAUCUGUUGAGAAUGUCAUUUUGAUCUUUUCAGUUAACAAGACUAGACAUUUUCAGGGUUGUGCAAAGAUGACAUCCAAAAUUGGUGGCUCUGUUGGUGGAGGGAACUGGAAACAUGCUCAUGGAACUGCGCAUUAUGGACGGAAUUUUGCUGUAAAAUGGUUAAAGCUCUGUGAAUUGUCCUUCGACAAAACUCGGCACUUGAAGAACCCAUACAAUGAGAACUUACCAGUGAAGAUAAGUAGAGACUGUCAAGAACUGGAGCCUUCUGUAGGGGAGCAGUUGGCAUCAUUGCUCUACCUCGAGCCAGACAGUGAUCUUAUGGCUGUCUCACUUGCAGCGGAAUUGAAACGAGAAGAGGAGAAGGCAAAGGGAGUAAACCUUGAUAAUGGAACUGAAAACCCGGAUAUUGUACCCUUUGAAGAUAACGAAGAAGAGGAAGAAGAAGAAAGUGAAGAAGAGGAUGAAAGUCCUGGACAGGUUUUCGGAGCUCAAGGUAGGGGAAGGGGUAGAGGAAUGAUGUGGCUUCCCCACAUGCCGCUAGCACGUGGUUCUCGGCCCUUUUCUGGUAUACGAGGUUUUCCCCCUAACAUGAUGAGUGGUGAUGGAUUUUCCUAUGGACCUGUAAACCCAGAUGGUUUUCCGAUGCCUGAUCCUUUUGGCAUGGCUCCACGUGGCUUUGGACCAUAUGGUCCUAGAUUUUCUGGUGAUUUUGCAGGUCCUGCCCCUGGCAUGAUGUUCCCUGGCCGGCCUUCUGGUGGAUUUGGGAUGAUGAUGGGUCCAGGAAGGGCUCCGUUCAUGGGUGGAAUGGGUGUCGGUGCUGCAGCUGCAGCAAGGGCUGGUCGAACAGUUGGUAUGGCUCCUUUCUAUCCACCACCACCACCAUCGCAACAGUCUCAAAAUUCUAAUCGAGCAAAGAGAGAUCUGAAAGCACCAUUUAAUGAUAAGAAUGAUGGUCCAGAUCAAGGUAAGGGACAAGAGAUCUCAGGGUCCUCUGGUGGACAUGGCGAUGAAGGGCGGAAUCUGCCGAGACUCAAAGCUCAACAAGAGGAUCACUAUAGUGCAGGAAACAGCUACAGGAAUGAUGAAAGUGAAAGUGAGGAUGAGGCUCCAAGAAGGUCUAGACAUGGUGAAGGAAAGAAAAAGCGGCGUAACUUGGAGGCUGAUUCUACUGAACUCAUGUAGUGAUAGAUUGACGGUUGAAGCGCGUUGUUGUUUGUACACCCUCGUAGUUCCGGACACAUAUUGUAACACUCUCAAGAAUUCCGGACACCUAUAUUAUAGGGUGCAUCCAGAAAGAGUCACUGGAUCAAGAAACUAAGCUCCUCAGAGCUGCUAAAGAAAUGAGUGGGAUUUCUUUUUUAAUAGCUUACGAUAUGAAGCGCUUUGUUUUUGUACACCCUCAGAGUUCUGGACACAUAUUGUAAGACUCUCAAGAGUUGCGGACACGUAUAUAGGGUACAUCCGGAAAGAGUCUCUGGAUCAAGAAACUAAUUGGAUUUAGCAAUAUUUCAUCUCUUGCUCCUUAGAGCUACUAAAGAAAUGAGUAGGAUUUCGUU